CGAGAAGAGACGAGACGGCCGAGGCAGACGGAGCAGAAGAAGAAAGAGAGACCGAAGAAGAGAGAAAAACGACUGAAUAAGAAGAGAAGCAAAGCAUCAUGGACGCUCUGAAGAAGGGAUUCUCCAUGGCAAAGGGUGGAGUGGUGGCCGCCGCCGAGAAGACGAAGGCCGGCGUGGAGGAGGCCGCCGCCAAAACCAAGGAGGGGGUGUUAUAUGUUGGAAACAAGACGAUGGAGGGAGUGGUGACCGGCGUGAACACAGUUGCCCAGAAGACCAACGAACAGGCCAACAUCGUCGCAGACACCGCGGUUACCGGGGCCAACGAGGUUGCCCAGGCAACAGUCGAAGGGGUGGAGAAUGCAGCGGUGGCGAGCGGAUUCGUCAGCACGGAGGAGGCGGGACCAAAGGCUGAGGAGGCCGACCUCCCGAAAACAAAAGCAGGAGAACAGACUGAAGAGGCUGCACAGUAGUCACUUCCUGUUUCGUCCCGUCCAAUGAGAGAAGAGGAACCAUCACAUUUUUAGCCGUCACUAAACCCUUUGACCUCUGACCCUCCCUAACCCCACAAUAUUCUUCAGCUGCUGUGUGUAACUAAACCUCAUUAACCAAUAGAAGCCCUCCUCCUGUUGCCAUGGUUGCAUGGUCUCUGCAUCGCACUCAUCGUACACACUGAUGUCAGUUUUUAACGCUCAGAUGAGAUGAAUUUAAUCAGGUUGUGGACUCACAGCUUAUUGGUCGGUGUGGGAUGACAUCACCCAGGCCGAGUGUUCAUAUUUGAUGCUGCAAGUGUCCUACAAGCCCCGCCCCCGCCCUGACCACGCCCCCUGACAGACAUAUCUGAAGCCUUUUAAAUGCAUGUUGCUUUACUGACUUACUGACUUAAAAUACUAGAAAACCCACUAAACUAAAAUUAAACACACACACACACACACACACACACACACACACACACACACACACACUUCUGUCUGUCGCUUCAGAGCUUCUUUUACAAAACAACAGAAGUGAAUAAACACGAGUUUGAAAUCCA
This is a messenger RNA of Micropterus dolomieu (smallmouth bass), 1030 nucleotides long. Its product is annotated as synuclein-like. Gene Ontology annotation, molecular function: cuprous ion binding. Gene Ontology annotation, biological process: synaptic vesicle endocytosis; chemical synaptic transmission; synapse organization. Gene Ontology annotation, cellular component: cytoplasm; axon terminus; neuronal cell body. The transcript is spliced from 6 exons. The record is from RefSeq and is a predicted model, not a curated record. Bases 99 to 470 code for a protein of 123 amino acids. NCBI's taxonomy places the organism in Eukaryota, Metazoa, Chordata, Actinopteri, Centrarchiformes, Centrarchidae.